UCCCUCUCUGUUUCCCUCGCUGCCCGCGGCUCCUCGGCCACCUCGUGCGUCCUCGUUCCCCGGCGGCUCCUCGCGCGGGGCCCCGGACCCCCGAGGGAAGAUGGCCGCGGAAGCGGCGCGGAGCUGGCUGGACGCGCUGGCCCAGCAGGCCGAGGAGGGCUCGGCCCCGCUGCGGGAGCUGCUGUCGGCCGGCCUCUACCUGCUGCGCACCGAGCUGGGCCUUGACCUGGGACUGGAGCCGUACAGCUAUCCGGCUUGGGUGAUCCUGCUGGGCACGGCUGCGCUCGGGCUGCUGCUGCUGCUCCUGCUUGGAUUGGGAUGGGCCGCGGCGUGCGCCGGGGCCCGCCAGAGGCGGAGGAGCCCGCCCCGCCGGCGGGAGGAGGCAACGGCUCCGGCUCCGGCUCCGGCUCCGGCCCCGGAGGACGGAACCCUUCUGAAGAGCCUCAAGAGCGAGGAUUCGAGGAAGAAGAACCGGAAGAGACUGGCCGAGAAGCCCAAGCCAAAUGGACGAACUGUGCUUGAAGUGCCAGAGGAAGAAGUAAUUGUAGCCCCUCGAAGAGAAACUGCAAAACAGCAACAGCAGCAGCAACAGCAGCAGCAGCAGCAGCAGCAGCAACAACAACAACAACAGCAGCAGCAGCAGCAGCAGCAGCUAGAUGGAGAAAAGAAAAAUGAAAAGUUAAAGAAAAAUAAGAAGAAAUCAAAGUCAGAGGUUAAAGCAGUGCAGAACAGUUCACGCCAUGAUGGAAAGGAAGUUGAUGAAGGAGCCUGGGAAACUAAAGUCAGUAACAGAGAGAAACGGCAGCAGCGUAAGCGCGACAAGGUGCAGCCUGAUACUGGUCCCUUGGAUCCAGCUGUCUCGGGGAUAGAAAGUGCCUAUACAGUAACCACUGAGCAGCUUAUUACAACUUCGUUUCCCGUUGGUUCCAGGAAGAAUAAAGGUGAUUCUCUUCUCAAUGUUCAAGGUAGCAACUUUAAGUCUGGAAAAGGAGAUCUCACCCUUCAGGGAUUGAAUGAAAACCCUACUGUAAAUGGAGGCAGCUGGAAUGAAAGGUCCAUAAAAAUCCCUUCACAGAUCAGUGCAGGUGAGGAGAAAUGGACAUCUGUGUCAUCUGCUUCAGCUGGAAAGAGGAAGAUUGAGCCAUCUAUUUGGGGUCAGGAUACUGGAGAUACUAGUGCAAAUGGAAAAGACUGGGGUGUGUCCCUGGUGGGAAGGACCUGGGGUGAACGUUCAUUAUUCCCUGGCAUUGCUUCUUGGUCUGGUAACGUGGACAGAAGGGUAAAUAAUUCGGCUGAGCAGAAUUCUGCUCCUUUUCCAUCUCUGGCACUCACCACUGCAGUUUCUGGGUCUACCACUGAGGUUUCUCAGUCUACUGCUUCUGAUUUUCAGUGGGAUGUAAGCCGUAAUCAACCCCAUAUCGAUGAUGAAUGGUCUGGGUUAAAUGGACUUUCUUCGGCUGAUCCCAGUUCUGAUUGGAAUGCUCCAGCUGAAGAGUGGGGGAACUGGGUAGAUGAAGAGAAGGCUUCAUUUCUGAAAUCCCAAGAGUUAGUCCAUGAUGACAAAUUUUCAGAUGAUGAUAAAGAAAAGGAAGAUGUGCCUCUUCAAAGUUCUGCAUCUGGUAAAUCUAAAAAGAAGAAAAAGAAAAAGAAGAAGCAAGGUGAAGAGACUAACACUUCUGCACAGGAUACAGAAGAAUUGGAGAAAGAGUUUAGAGAAGAUUUCCCAAUGGAUACCUCUAAAAUCCAUACAAAACAGAAAAAAGCUCUUUCUUUGAAGACCAUGAGCACUAGUGAUCCACCUGAAGUACUCAUCAAAAGUAGCCAGCCUGUUAAGACUCUUCCACUUGCUGUUUCUACCGAGCCAUCUGUAAUUUUAUCACAAAAUGAAUCUGACAAGAUCCCUUCCCAAGUGCCCCAGACGCUACAAGAGACAGCUGUUUCCAAGCCUAAUCUUAAACAGAAUAGUGUGCCUCCUUCCCAGACCAAGUCUGAAGCUAGCUGGGAAUCUCCCAAACAAGUAAAAAAGAAGAAAAAAGCUAGACGAGAAACGUGAAUGUUUUAUCCUGAAUUGGACAUGUGUUGUGCAGACACUGUCUUGAAGAUUAUGCUGUUUAUGCAAUAAUUUGUGAACAUGUACAGAAUUUUAUAUAAAUUUCAACUGAUUUUUAAAGACAAAACUGCUGUGAAUGCAACCAUCAUUAAAAUGGAAUCAAAGGAAAGUUAAUUUGCAAAAUUAAGAGUUCAGCAGAACAUGCAACAUUGCUGGAAGAUGCUUAGGAGUCUCUUUUUCAAUUUUAUGAACUGUGUAUUAAUUUAAGACUAUAGAUCUCCUGGUUUUACAACAGUGCCCUGUUUACAACAGAUUGUGUUCUGUCUCAUCUGCAUCUGAGAACCUAGAGGAGCGUUUAGAGAAAGGGUUGGCUAUAAAAUAGUGGGUAUUUCUUGCAUCUUUGAUUCAGAUUGUCUGCCAUUUGAAUUUGCUUCACAUGUAAAUCAAAGUGCUUUGAUUAAUUGCAUAAUCUUCCACGUUUUGCAUAUUUUUGGUAGCAGUGUGUGUAUUAACGGAGACACAAGUGCAAGUACAAAAUCAUUUAUUGUCAUUUAUUUAGCUGAACCUUUAUGGUUUAGUUGACAGUUAAAGAAAAAUGCUUUCAAUUAAAAGAUCAGAAAUGCAAUUGACACUUGAGUAUGGUUCAUGAAGUUAUUUUUGAUAGUCUUAAAUUACUUGAAUUCUUCAAAGUGCAGUAUAUUUUUAAUUAUAUUACAAAAACUCAA
Messenger RNA from Antechinus flavipes (yellow-footed antechinus), 2775 nucleotides. RefSeq names its product metadherin (gene MTDH). Gene Ontology annotation, cellular component: nucleus. Bases 101 to 2053 code for a protein of 650 amino acids. The record is from RefSeq and is a predicted model, not a curated record. Lineage: Eukaryota; Metazoa; Chordata; Mammalia; Dasyuromorphia; Dasyuridae. Gene Ontology annotation, biological process: positive regulation of angiogenesis; positive regulation of canonical NF-kappaB signal transduction; negative regulation of apoptotic process. The transcript has 13 exons. Gene Ontology annotation, molecular function: transcription coregulator activity.